AUGGCAUCUGAUAGAGUAGUAAAAAAUGUAGAAGUUCAGAAAGACGAGGAAAUAGAGGAAUUUACUGAGAACUCAAGUUCAGAAAACUCCUUCUUAGAUGGCUCGGAAAAAUCAUCUUUGAAGAGUUCUAUGGAAGGAAAAAUGGAAGAACAAAAAAGUGGUAGUUUUGGUGGUUCUCUGGAGGGCUCGGGAAAAGCAUCCGUGGACGUCUCUGCAAAAUCAUUGGAGCUCACAAAAUCUCCAUCCGUUUCCGUUUCAGAAUCAUCAUCAGUUGAAGUUACAGAUGGAUCUAAGCAAAGUUCUAAGAAAGGAUCCCUGGAAAGUUCUCCAAAAGAAUCUGGAGUAUCAUCUGUUGAGGGCUCUGAAGUUUCACUGGUACACGAGUUAUCAAGGGAUCCAGAACUUGGAAUUGAUAGCUCAACCGAGAGUUCUAAUCAAGAUGUUAACGUAAGUGCAUCCCUUAGAACUGGAGAAGAAGUGAAGGUUUUUGUCAACCCCUUUGGAGCCAAUAUGGAACCUGGCGAAAAAAUGCUUCGUGUGUUCCUAGUAAUUGGUGUAUUUCCACUGCCUGUACUGGGAUGGUUUAUUGGUUUAUUAAGUUCAAUGAGCAUUAAAAGGAAGAAGAGGAUUCAUAAAAUUUUGACCUCGAUUCUGUUUUUGUUGUCACUCGUAGCACUUGUGGCUGGAAUGGUUGUGCUCGGAUAUUUCUUAGUUAAAAACAGCAAAGAUGUUACCACUGUAGUAAAGACCGAAGAAAAGGCCAAGCCAGUAAUUACGCCAGAAAAGGUGAAAGAGGAACUCAAACAUAUAACUGAUGGCGCUCUGAAGGCAAUAGGCGAUGAUUUGCCACCUCAAAUCCCAGGAACAUAUAAACCGGUUUCUAUAACGAAACUUCCCAAGCAAGUAUAUAAAUAUGGGAAGCCAGCAAAUGUAUACAUUCCACCGAAUAACUUACAAGAACCAGUUCCCUUGGCCAAAACCACUGGUGAUUUGAAGUACGAGUUUUAUGAAUACAAACACCCUUCAUCCAAAAAGGAAAUGGUAAUAUUGUUGAGAGGACUGAUUAGCGAGUGGAAAGAACAUUAUAUGUUCAGAUUUUCAGACUAUGUUGAUCACAAUAUUAAGGUGUUCAUGAUUACCGAGAACAAAAAGAAAUUAGAUGUAGCCAAAAUAUUGACAGCAUUGACUAAGGAAAUUGCGUAUAAAACAAAUCUUGGACUUGUUGUUGAAUUGACUGCAGAGGAGAUUUCAGCAUUUGAAGCCGUGCACACAUCAAUGAAAAUAAACAGAAUGCUCGCAAUAACUCCAUCAGCAAAGUGUGAUAAGGAGAAACUUGAGGCCUUGUCUGGAAUGUCACAGGUAGAAUUCAUUGGAAUGUUCGACAAAGAGGUUACAUGUACCUCGGGUAGUAAAACUCCCCUCAUGGUCAUUAAGAAUGGAAAUGUGCAUUUCACUGAAAAGGGUUCAAAAUUGACCGACUUGACCACUUACAUAGUGAAAGAAAAGGUAAAGUGUGAAACAGAAAAACUAACGAGCGAACAAACCAAGAGAUAUUUGGACAAAAUGUACGAUGCAUUCAGAAAGUUCGUCUCUGUGACCUCUGAAGAAGUAAAAGACCAAGCAUCUCUUGAAGCCAUGUGCUUAAAAAUUACUAAUAUUUAA
Messenger RNA from Theileria orientalis strain Shintoku, 1662 nucleotides. RefSeq lists its product as hypothetical. The coding region runs from base 1 to 1662 and encodes 553 amino acids. The record is from RefSeq and is a predicted model, not a curated record. The transcript has 8 exons. NCBI's taxonomy places the organism in Eukaryota, Apicomplexa, Aconoidasida, Piroplasmida, Theileriidae.